Molecule: messenger RNA, 477 nt
Organism: Macrosiphum euphorbiae (potato aphid)
Lineage: Eukaryota; Metazoa; Arthropoda; Insecta; Hemiptera; Aphididae
Source: the annotation of a GenBank genome assembly
AUGUUGAGUGAUAGUGACUCAUAUGGUACAGAUAAUCAGUUCACUGUAGACGAAAUAUUUGGUUGUUUGAAUGAAGUAGGAGGCAGAAACUCGGUACUAAAAAACAAUUUACACGUGAAAUCAAAAAAUGACAACAAAAAUAAAAUGAAUAUCAUAGAUAAUGAUAAUAAUAUAUUAUCCAAUAGUUCUGUUGAACCUCAAACAUCUAACGAAUUGGUUACUUCUGAUGACCUAAAUUUGGAAAACCUGGACAUUCUUUAUUUGGAAGAUGGAAUUCUUAAAGAAUUUGAUGACCUAAGUAAUAUUAAUUUAUCAAUUAAUCAAGACUGCCAAACUAGUUUUUAUUCUCAUAUUCCUAUAGCCAACGACAAUUUUUCUAACCCUGAAGUUCCUAUAGUUGAAGAAAAUCCACCAGCUGAUGAAACGCACAUUGAGAAUAACACAAUUAAUAUAGAAUCUAAUAAUAUCCUCAGAUAA